Molecule: messenger RNA, 1910 nt
Organism: Eutrema salsugineum
Lineage: Eukaryota; Viridiplantae; Streptophyta; Magnoliopsida; Brassicales; Brassicaceae
Product: YTH domain-containing protein 1
Exons: 9
Coding region: 162-1676 (504 amino acids)
Biological process (GO): mRNA destabilization
Cellular component (GO): cytoplasm
Molecular function (GO): mRNA binding
Source: RefSeq, a predicted model, not a curated record
CAACUAAAAUAAAAAAGGACUAACAAAGGAAGCAAAAAUAAAGAAAAAAAAAAACUCUCUGUUCUUCUUUCUUCAUCAUCAGCCAUUACCGUCCUCUCUCUCUCUCAUCUCUCUGUUUUUCUCUGUUCCGUAUCUGUACUUUGUUUUCAGCCAUUGAAGAUAUGGUGAAGAACCUUAAAGUUGAUUCUCUUGCUAAGGUCACUGCCUCCACCACUUCCAUGAAGAGCCAAUCAGAGCCAUAUUAUGAAACUCUUGAGACAUAUCAAGGCCUGCCUUGUCCUUACGGUGGUUACUAUGGAUUCUACUAUCCAGGUAUUGAUGGUUCUGCUGGAGAAGCAAAGGAUAAUGGAUACUAUGGUUAUGGAACAGAAGUUCAGUACCCGGUAAUGCAAGGGGAAAAUGGAUCAUUGAUCUACUUGAUGCCAGGGUUUCAAUCUUAUGAUGCUAGUCCCACUUAUAUGCCUAUAAGCUCGGUUGGUGUAUCGAGUCACGCGCUUCAUUCAUCACAGAUGUAUGCAGCUCAAGGAUAUUAUCAGAACCAAUAUGGUUAUGGAGGAGAUGUUUCAUCGCCAACAUACUUAUGGGAUCCUAGUGGAGAAAAGUAUGUGUAUGGUAUUGCUUCAAAUAACCAACCUUUGAAACAGAGCAUAUCUACUUCAAGCCAUAACCGCAGCAGUUAUUACUCAAAGAGCAAGACUUCUUUCACGGGUCAUGGCUUGGGAGAUCGGCCUAAAACUCCGCGAAAAAGCAGCUAUGCUCCAAGCUCACUGCAUAAUCAAGAAAGAGGUGGACUUGCAGCCCCGUUGGACCCGCAAAGGAAAAAAUCUGGAGCUUUGAAUCGGGAUGAAACAGAGAAGGCGAAAGCGAGGAACAAAGAAAAUGGUAACAGCAUGAAUGACUUAGCAAAUGGCCAAGAUCAUAAAAUUACAGAUGGAGAAUGUGAGUCAUGUUCGUUGGAUGUUGAAGGGAAUGGAAGAAGCAACGGUGUAGAAUAUGUGAUCAAAAGGGAUCAAUAUAACCUGCCUAGCUUUCAGACAAAAUAUGAGGAAGCAAUAUUCUUUGUGAUCAAGUCUUAUAGCGAAGACGACAUUCACAAGAGCAUCAAGUACAAUGUUUGGUCUAGUACUCUCAAUGGGAACAAGAAGUUAGACUCUGCAUUUCAAGAAUCUCAAAAAAAGAUUGCAGAGAAAGGUGGAAAGUGCCCGGUUUUCCUUUUCUUCUCGGUGAAUGCAAGUGGCCAAUUCUGCGGUGUAGCUGAGAUGACGGGGAGAGUGGAUUAUGAGAAAAGCAUGGAGUUUUGGCAGCAAGAUAAGUGGACUGGCUAUUUUCCGGUCAAGUGGCACAUCAUCAAAGAUGUUCCAAAUCCGCAACUACGACAUAUAAUACUAGAGAACAAUGAGAACAAGCCUGUAACCAAUAGCAGGGAUACACAAGAGGUGAGGUUGCUACAAGGGAAUGAAGUGUUGAACAUCUUCAACAACUAUGCAGCAAAGACAUCUAUAUUAGAUGAUUUCGAUUUUUAUGAAAACAGAGAGAAGGUUAUGGUACAGAAGAAGCUAAGAUUCCCUCCUGUAUCGAAGAAGAAAGAAGAAGACUUGGUUGCUGAUUUCCAAACAAUGGAGAUAUCAAAUACAGUCAAAGAGGGAAUCACAGACAUAACCGGGGAUGUGAAUUAAUUAGAAAAAGUUGUAGUGUGUUUUGGUUUGGUUUUUAAAGAAUCAAUACAAACCGUCCGAUUGUUUCGGAUUGAUUUGAUUUAAUAACACGUGAGUGGCUUCUUGUUCUAUUAUUUGUCGUAUGGUGUAAGUUUUUUUUUUCUUGUGGUUUUGUGUUUAUUAUAUGUUUCGCAAUUUGUAAUCAUUCGCAAUGAUAUAGGAUCUGAUUUAUACUGAAAUCUGAACGCUACCAAA